This is a messenger RNA of Psammomys obesus (fat sand rat), 1475 nucleotides long. RefSeq names its product RIB43A domain with coiled-coils 1 (gene Ribc1). Lineage: Eukaryota; Metazoa; Chordata; Mammalia; Rodentia; Muridae. The transcript is spliced from 7 exons. The record is from RefSeq and is a predicted model, not a curated record. Bases 132 to 1268 code for a protein of 378 amino acids.
GAUCCCUCCCCCAACUAAGCUGGAGAAGCGAUAGUGCCCGGGAGGACUCUGAUCUCUUUGUGGGGGAAAUCAGCGAAGGCAGGCGGGGCCCGAGCCCAUGUUUGCUGAGACAAGUCAGACGUCAAAGCAAGAUGUAUAAGUUAGACCUCUCGGCAGAUCCCAAGGAAAUGGCAGCCAUUGAGGCUAGAAGAAAUCGAGAAAGGGAACGACAACGUCGAUUCUUCAAUGUGCGGAACCGAGUCAUGGGGGUGGAUGUGGAAGCCUUGAACUACCAGGUGGAGGAACGAAAGCUCCGGGAGGCAACAGAGCGAAGCAAAGAUGUGGCUUAUGGUACCAAGCAUGCUCAGUAUAAUCUGGUAGCACAGAUGAUAGAAAAGGAAGAGGCAGAGCGAGCAUACCGAUUGUCCAAGAAAGUACGGGAUUUUCGGGAGCAAAGGCAGCAAUUCAAGAAUGGACAUGAAUUUGACUCCUGGAACCCAAACCAACGCCCGGAGGUUCCAGUCCCUUAUUUUGAUAAUGAAGCAUAUUUUGGCCCAGCCAGCAUGCAAUACUUUUCUGGAGAGGCCCUGCAGAGGGCCUCAUGCUUAAGAAUACAGCAGGAACAGCUCAGAUACAACCUGGAGAAACAGCUACGGGAGAAACAGGCAGCCAGAGAAGAGGAGGCACGAGCAGCUCUGCUUAGUAACCAGCUGCGCCUUGCUGUGGACACACGAGCUGCUGAAAUGGCCAGGCUGGAAGAGUCCUGUCGAGCAGCUAUAAGGACUGCUAUGGCCAAUGCCAACAAAGCCCAGGCAGCUAAGCAGGCCCUGCAGCAGCACCGUGAACAGCAGCAGCAACAGGUGGCCAACCUCAGGGAGAUCAAGAAACAAAUCAGCAGUGAUCUACUGACUGAGAAUCCUAAAGCUGCCCAACGCCCCCAGGCUCCUCACCGGGUCCUGCCCUAUUGCUGGAAGGGCAUGACUGCAGAGCAGCGAGCUGCCAUCAGGAAAACCCAAGAAGCACAAAGGCAGGAGAAAAAGGAACAACGCCAAGCCGAAAAGUCCUUGGAAGCUGAGUGGGGAAAACAAACCAAACGCUUGGCUGAAGCAGCACUGGAGCUGGAACAACAGGAGAAGGAAUUGUGUGCGGAAUUUCGAAGGGGGCUAGGCUCCUUCAACCAGGAGUUAGCUAAGGAACAGCAAGCCCGGCAAAAUUAUCUGAAUUCACUCAUCUACACCAAUCAACCUUCCAACCAUUAUUACCUACAGUUCAACAACAGCAGCCGCUGAACUAAGGAUGGUCACAUCCAUCCUCACCUGUCAGUUUCACAAGUUUCUGGCAGUCAGAAAGAAAUGCUACAUAUCCCCACUCUAGUCUCUCCCGAGCAGGAGGUAACUAAGCCCAAACCUUUCUACCCAACGUAAUAAAAGUCAUUCACUGCAAUGAACGAGUGUUGUGACCGUAUACAAAAAGUGUGAGAUACCACCUUUCCCACU